Molecule: messenger RNA, 3416 nt
Organism: Pongo pygmaeus (Bornean orangutan)
Lineage: Eukaryota; Metazoa; Chordata; Mammalia; Primates; Hominidae
Gene: RBMXL3
Product: RBMX like 3
Exons: 1
Coding region: 18-3188 (1056 amino acids)
Molecular function (GO): RNA binding
Source: RefSeq, a predicted model, not a curated record
CCAUUUGGCAGGGAGACAUGAUGGAAGCAGAUCGCCCAGAGAAGCUUUUCGUUGGGGGCCUCAACCUCAAAACCGACGAGAAAGCCCUCAAAGCCGAGUUUGGCAAGUAUGGCCGCAUCAUCAAGGUGUUCCUCAUGAAAGACCGAGAAACCAACAAGUCGAGGGGCUUCGCGUUCGUCACAUUCGAAAGCCCUGCAGACGCCAAGGCCGCCGCCAGAGAUAUGAACGGCAAGUGCCUGGAUGGUAAGUCCAUCAAGGUGGCCCAGGCCAUCAAACAGGCAUUCAAGAACAGCCGGUGGGUCCCGCCAACCCCCGGCAGCAGCGGUCGCUCGAGGUUCUCACACAGAACCCGUAGGGGUGGCAGCAGCCCACAGCGAUCCCCUUCUCGGGGUGGGCCCAAUGACGGCUGCGGCUACGCAGGGUAUUUCGACCUGCGGCCCUACAGGGCCCUGAUGCCUAGGAAGCGCGGGCCGCUGCCGUGGCACUGGGCCAGCCCACCCCACAAGAGGGCCGCGCCUUCGAGCCUGGCUCGCAGCAUUGGCCGUGGAAUGCACAGGAAGGCACCGACCGUGUUGGGGCAAGAUGGCUACUCAGGCUUGCAGCCACUGUGCUGGGCCGGCCCACCCCGCAAGAGGGCUGUGACCCCGUGGAGCCUGGCUCGCACUGGCAGCAGUGGAAUGCCUGGGAAGGCCCCGGCCGUGUGGGGGCAAGAUGGCUACUCAGGCCCGCAGGUCCGGGAGCCACUGCCCCCGUGCUGUGACCCUGGGGAUUUUGUUCCCACUCUCAGAGAGUACAGCCGUCGCUAUUAUGGCCACUCCAGUGUCCCAGACUACCGUCCCUUGAGAGGUGACGGCAACCGAAAUGGCUACAGGGGUCGCAACCGUGACUACGUGGAUCAUCCCAGCAAAGGCUCCUACCGAGAGCCCCUCAAGAGCUACGGAGGCCCAUGCGGUGCUGCCCCUGGGCGGGGGACACCGCCAUCUUACGGAGGAGGAUGCCGCUACGAGGAGUACCAGGGCCACUCGCCCGAUGCCUGCAACGGAGGCCACUCAUCUGAGGCCUUGCCGGUCGCCUUGCCAGACGUCUUGCCAGACGCCUACAGCGGGGACCGCUCGCCCAAAGCCUAUAGCGGGGGCCGUAGCAGUUCCAGUAACAGUUACCGCCAGAGCGACGACUACGGAGAAGGCCGCUACGAGGAGUACAGAGACCACUCGCCUGACACCCACAGCGGAGGCCGCUCGCCGGACGCCCACAGCGGAGGCCGCUCGCCGGAUGCCCACAGCGGAGGCCGCUCGCCGGACGCCCACAGCGGAGGCCGCAACAGUUCCAGCAACAGCUACAGCCGGAGCCAACGCUACAGAGGAGAAGGCCGCUACGAGGAGUACCGAGGCCGCUCGCACGAGGCCCGCAGCGGGGGCCACUCCACUGAUGCCCACAGUGGGGGCCGCUCUGAGGACGCCUACAGUGGGGGCCACGACAGUUCCAGCCAGAGUGACUGCUGCAGAGGAGGAGGCCGUUAUGAGGAGUACCAAGGCCGCUCGCUGGAUGCCAACAGCGGAGGCCGCUCACCCGACGCCUACAGUGACGGCCACGACAAUUCCAGCUGGAGCGACCACUAUGGAGGAGGAGGCCACUACAAGGAGAACCGAGGCCACUCUCUGGAUGCCAACAGUGGAGGCUGCUCACCCGACACCCACAGCGGGGGCCGCAACAGUUACGGCCAGAGCCACCGCUACAGAGGAGGAGGCCGCUAUGAGUACCGAGGCCGCUCCCACGACGCCCACAGCGGGGGCCGCUCUGCCGACGCCUACAGUGGGGGCCACGACAGUUCCAGCCAGAGUGACCGCUACAGAGGAGGAGGCCGCUCGCUCGAUGCCAACAGUGGAGGCCGCUCGCCCAAUGCCUACAGCGGGGGCCACGACAGUUCCAGCCGGAGCCACAGCUACGAAGGAGGAGGCCGCUAUGAGGAGUACCGAGGCCGCUCGCUCGAUACCAACACCGGAGGCCGCUCGCCUGAUGCCUACAGCGGGGGCCACGACAGUUCCAGCUGGAGCGACCGCUACGGAGGAGGAGGCCACUCGCUCGAUGCCAACAGCGGAGGCCGCUCGCCUGAUGCCUACAGCGGGGGCCACGACAGUUCCAACCGGAGUGACCGCUACGGAGGAGGAGGCUGCUACGAGGAGUACCGAGGCCAUUCGCUCGAUGCCAACAGCGGAGGCUGCUCGCCUGACGCCUACAGCGGGGGCCACAACAGUUCCAGCGGGAGCGACCGCUACAGAGGAGGAGGCUGCUACAAGGAGUACCGAGGCCGCUCGCUCGAUGCCAACAGCGGAAGCCGCUCGCCAGAUGCCUACAGCAGGGGCCACGACAGUUCCAGCCGGAGCGACACCUAUGGAGGAGGCGGCCACUACGAGGAGAACCGAGGCCACUCUCUCUAUGCCAACAGCGGAGGCCACUCACCCGACGCCUACAGCAGGAGCCGCGACAGUUCCAGCAACAGUUACGACUGGAGCCACCGCUAUGGAGGAGGCGGCUACUACGAAGAGUACCGAGGCCGCUCGCACGACACCCACAGCGGGGGCCGCUCGCCCGAUGCCCACAGCGGGGGCCACUCGCCUGAUGCCCACAGCGGGGACCACUCCACCGAAGCCUACAGCAGGGGCCGAGACAGUUUCAGCAACAGCUAUGGCCAGAGUGACCACUACAGAAGAGGAGGCCGCUACAAGGAAUACCGAGGCCGCUCGCCCGACGCCUACAGCGGGGGCCGUGGCCGCAACAGUUCCAGCAACAGUCAUGGUCGGAGCGCCCGCUAUGGAGGAGGAGGCCGCUACGAGGAGUACCGAGGCCCCUCGCCUGACGCCUACAGUGGGGGCCGCGACAGUUCCAUCAAGAGUUACGGCCUGAGCAACCGCUACAGAGGAGGAGGCCACUACGAUGAGUACUGGGGCAGCUUGCCCGACGCCUACAGCAGCGGCCACGACAGAUCCAGCAACAGUUACGUCCGGAGCGACCGCUACUCGAGGGGCCGAGACCGGGUAGGCAGACCGGAUCGUGGGCUCCUUCUGCCCAUGGAAAGGGGCAGCCCUCCCCUGCAUGAUUCUUACAGCCGGUCAGGCUGCAGGGUGCCCAGGGGCGGAGGCCAUCAAGGAGGCCGCUUGGAGAGGGGGGAAGGCCGGAGCAGAUACUAAGCAGGAACAGACUUGGAACCAAAAUUCCCUUUUCAAAGAAAGUAACAAAAAGAAGAACCUGUUCUAUGUUAACUACCCAAGGACUAGUAUAAGUUGUUUUUACCUUUUAAGAAUUUCCUGUUAAGAUCUCCAUUUUUAUGCUUUUGUGAGGAAAAACUUAAAAUUUCUUUAGUUUGAAAUUGUUAAUGUUUCUUUCAACAAGUUCAUGUUAAAAGUAUAAGAUAUGAA